Messenger RNA from Macroventuria anomochaeta, 1482 nucleotides. RefSeq lists its product as uncharacterized. The record is from RefSeq and is a predicted model, not a curated record. The coding region runs from base 87 to 1388 and encodes 433 amino acids. Gene Ontology annotation, cellular component: pyruvate dehydrogenase complex. The transcript has 3 exons. Lineage: Eukaryota; Fungi; Ascomycota; Dothideomycetes; Pleosporales; Didymellaceae. Gene Ontology annotation, molecular function: dihydrolipoyllysine-residue acetyltransferase activity. Gene Ontology annotation, biological process: pyruvate decarboxylation to acetyl-CoA.
CCAACAUUCAACAACUCGACCGUCCACUCCCCUCACACCCCGCCAACCUCAGCCGCCGUUAUCUCCCUCCUGCCAAUUGGUCUCCCAUGGCUUCUCUCGCUGCGGCAUGUAGGGUGUCGGCACGCGCUGCAUCGCAGCAGCUGCGCAACCAUGGCGCGAGGAGAGCACUGCACGCUGGACAACCCUCGCUGGCUGCUCAGAACUUCAACAUGCCUGCGCUUUCUCCGACGAUGACCGAGGGCAACAUCGCGACCUGGAAGAUCAAGGAAGGCGAUUCGUUCUCCGCCGGCGAUGUCCUCCUCGAAAUCGAAACCGACAAGGCUCAGAUGGACGUUGAAGCGCAGGACGACGGCAUUCUGGCAAAGAUCAUCCACGGCGAUAACUCCAAGCAGGUCCAGGUUGGCACCAGGAUCGCCGUGACCGUAGAGACUGGCGACGACCUCAGCUCGCUCGAAAUCACCGAGGAGGAUGCUGCGCCGAAGAAGGCAGAGGCCCCCAAGGAACAGCCCAAGGAAGAGUCAAAGUCAGUGCCCAAGGAGGAGCGAACCUCGACACCACUCCCACAGAAGUCCGAGAAGAAAGUCUCCAACGGCAAGGCUACCAAGCAGACAUACCCACUCUACCCCUCCGUUGAGCACCUGCUGAAGACCCACGGGCUGUCUAAGGCAGAUGCGGACAAGAUUCCAGCAAGUGGACCGGGUGGAAGGCUACUGAAGGGCGAUGUGUUGGCGUACGUUGGCAAGAUCCAGGAAUCAUACCCCUCAGAGCUGGCAGACCGCUUCAAGAAGCUCUCCCACCUUGACCUUUCGAACAUCAAGGUCAUGCCUAAGAAGGAGGCACCUGCCAAGAAGCCUGCCAUAGCGGCCGAAGCUCCCAAGGUCGUUGAGGAUCUUCCCGUCGAGAUCGCCCUUCCCAUCUCUCUCACUGCUGUCACAGAGUGCCAGAAGCGCGUCAAGGACUCCAUUGGCGUCUUCCUACCUUUGACCACAUUCAUUGCCCGUGCCACAGAGCUAGCAAAUGAGGACCUGCCCAGGUCGAAGACCGCCAAGCCUACCGCCGAUGAGCUGUUCAACGCUGUUCUUGGAUUGGACAAGGUCGCUGGAAAGAACUUCUCGCGCGGUCACUUUGUACCUCAAGUGACCUCGCUUCCUCCCACAACCGUAAGCACGCGACCAUCGAGCUUUAAGAAGCCGGAUGUCCUUGAGAUCCUUGCAGGCAGGAAGACAGUAGCUCGCGGAGCGAAGGCAGUCGGUGGAGCGGAAAGGGUCAUUGGACCCCUGAACGUGUUUAGCGUCAGUGUGCCCAAGGGCGAUGAGAAGAGAGGGCGCGUUUUCCUCGAGCGCGUCAAGGCUGUUUUGGAGGCUGAGCCUGGCAGGCUGGUCGUCUAAUUACCCUUGCACUCGAUUGUAUAGCGUUGUAUCAUACUGCACCUUACUACCAUUUAGACUGGUACGAGCCGAUACAAGGCACGCCUUGAUAUGU